CAUUCUGACAACGAGUCGGAAAAUGAUGAUAAUGACGAGGACGAGGAAGACGAAGAAGACGACGAGGAAGACGAUGAAGAGGAGGAAGACGAAGAUGAAGAUGAAAGUCAUGAAACCGAAGUUCUCAAAUCAGACUAUGAACAACUGGCUGCACAUGAAGAACGGAAGCACAAAAAUGCUGCUACUAUCGUGAAUGGUGCCGAACCCCGGGAUGAUUUUGCUGAGCGAUCUAAACCUAAGGCAAGUGAUUCAACAGAAACCCGCAGUAGUGUUUCCGAUAAACCAUCCACACCAAUACCCGGGAACGGUUUCGAAAUGAAGCCUUCUCUUCUAGCUGGAAUCAGCUUGUCAACCAGUAAACAGGUGAACUCCUCUAUGGAUCAGCUCCUAGGAGCAUCUACCACUGAUAGUAUUUCUCCAGCGAAUGAUCCAGUGUCCGCAGAAAUCAUUGCGAAACCCAAAAAGAAAACGGUAACAUUUCACAGUACCCUAGAAACCAGUGAUGAAAAUAUGGUUAAAAAAGUUUACAAUCCAGCUAUCGUUCCUUUGAUUCCAAUAAUCAAGAAAGAAUGUUUGGCUCGUCCAAUCCGACUGAAGAAGAGUUUCAACCGCAAGAUGAAGAAACGUCUCCAGCGACUAGCGAUGCAGGCUGCGGCUGCAUCUUCCAAGGCAGAGUGUAUAGUGAGACCUUCUCGAUUGACCGAGAUUGUUCUCAAAUCCAGCAAACUGGAUGAUGUUACAUCUUCUUCGGCAGGCCAUUCCCAGUCCAGUUUCACCCCUAGCAUAAGUGAUGCAAACAACGAUGAUCCCGCAGGAUCGGGAUCAUCUAGGACUAGUGGAAGCGAUUGUUUAGAGGCUCGGAAUCUAGAAAGUGGUGGUACACAGUUUGGCGAUAAGAGGUUUAUCCUCCCUAAGCGAAGUGCUCAUUCUAGUCGUGUGAUUAAACCCAAUAAGAGGUUUUUGGAUGAAUUCGAGCUGGAGAUCAAGAAGAAAAAUAAGGCACAAGCUGCCGCUGCAGCAGCUGCCGCCUCUGAGGAAGACCCUGAGUGCUCUGGUGUAGACAAUAUCGCUGGCGAUAAGAACAACUUUUUUCGUGAAAAGUCCGACAAAAUCCAUCAAAAUGAAGAUGAUAAGUGCACAGAUGAUGGAAUCCUUGAAAAGGUUGUGGAAAAUCGUAAAAAGCGCGAUAAAAUCAAGAAGGAUUCUGAUGAUGCUUGCAGAAGGACCAUGCAACCAGAUUCUAAAGGAAUUCCAGAACCGGCUGAUAAUGAGCGUCCAAGGCCUCCAAGUAGCGUCAGUAACCCUUUCGCGAAAAAUAAUCUCAUCGAGACCGGUAUCUCUACUGGACAACUUAUGAAACCAUCAGCACUGUCCGGUAACACACCUAGUCUAUCCACAACCAGCUCCUUAACAUCCAAUUUGGCAUCUACUGUAUCGAUCUUUGGUAAAAGUAUUCUACGUCAGCCGCGGUUGCAAUUUACAACCUCACUAUUAAACUCGAAUCCGUUGGCUGUAGCUAAUGGCAACGCUGCUAAAAUUGGCCCCGCAAAUGCUAAAUCAGAAAGCUUAUCGUCUAUUUCUACGCCGGCAGCGCCAACACCAUCGCCGUCGACUGGUCAAGAUGGACCGUUUUCGCUGCACUUGAAUACAAAAAUCAAAGUUGAUUCAUCCAACAUAUUUUCCAGUACACUUUCAACAGCGUUGUCAUCUACAGUCACAACACCGAGCUGUAACAUAUGCGGAAUAGCGUCUAAUACGAAAUAUUAUCCACAACCGGCUAAAAAGUUCGGAGUCAGCUGUUGUGAUAUAUGCCGCAAAUUCAUUUCAAAAAUGGUUAAAAAGCUAGCCGGCUCAGGAAGUCCAAAUGGCAACAUCACUUUGAAAUGUAAAAAUGAUGGUCAGUGCUCUAUUGUUUCUCCCACAAUAGGCCGAACGGAACACAUGAAAACCAGGCAUAUUUUCAAGGAACGUUGCCAUGCGUGUUGGUUGAAGAAAUGUUUGUCCGGAUUCCUUUUACCACCCGUACUUAAACUGAGGCUUCUUCAAACAUUGCCACAUAGUCUAAGACAAAUGGAACCUUUGAAUUCCAAUUCUAAUGAGCCAUCGAAUAGAAAGGAAACUGUGGAGAGCAUUUUCACGAAUCCUUUGGCUAACAAUUCCCGAAUUAUGUGGAAAUCAAUGGAAAAAUCGGAAUUUUCCAAAACCAGUCCGUUUCAUACGCUUUCGAAUCCUCUCGUGCAGAACAAUACAACAUUCGGUAGCGUGCCACCCAUAAAGCUCAACAUACCUGACAAACCACCUUUACUAGCGCCGAGCACUUUAUCUAGUCCAAAGGAAAGGAAAAGUAUAGUUUCAGUUACAACCGAAGAAUCGAUGGAAGCAAAAUCCUCGUCUGAAAAAAUCGAUAAUACAGGAGAGCCAUCACACAAAUCGAUGCGAUCUAAAGUCAAACCUGACACUGUCGAAGUUCCACAACCUAUUGCUUCAAUUCCAACAACAGCUGUUCCGAAUGUUGCAGAGACUUCAACAGCCCAACCUCCUAUUGUAGAUUCAAUGCCUAAUGUUGAACCCUCAACAACGAUGUCCAAUGAAAAGCGACAACGAAUCGAUCUUAAGGGACCACGCGUGAAGCAUGUUUGUCGUAGUGCUUCCAUCGUACUAGGGCAACCUAUGGCUACAUUCCCCGAAGACGGUGCUGCAACUAUAGAUCAUAUGGAAACACCUCCCAGCGAUAGCACUUCGGACGUAGUAGUUGAUAUGUCGGUUGCGCUUGCUCGUGUUCCCACAGUCACAGCACAACCGGGCGAAGAACACUCGUGUUUGGAUUGCAACGAGGCUAACAAUUUUGCGCUGUCACCGCCCGCAACUCCUGCUGACAUGGACACCAGUGGAUCGACAGAAAAGGAUUUGGUUAUCGAUGAGGAUCAACUUCUUCCAGAUUCCGCGCCGUCGAGCCCUACGAAGGAACUUCAGGAUAUGAAACCCGAACCAAUACAACAACCAAUUAUCAAGGUGGAAAUUGAGGUCAAAGAAAAAGACACAGCCAAAAAGAUUGAAGAAGCCGAACGACCUGCAACACGAAAAGCUACAUCUUCGAUACGGCCUCAAGUGGUCAAGCAAAAUAUGAGUGCCAUAACUAAAAGUUUUAAUACAAACGUUCGAACAUCUGCCCAAUCAAUAGCACCAGAAGUCCCCAGUGUUCCACUGAUUUCCAUAGACUUUUGGGAAAACUAUGAUCCGGCAGAAGUCAGUAGAACUGGAUUUGGACUCAUUCUUUCGGAAGAAAUCUCCUUGAAAGCAUUGUGUUUUCUUUGCGGCAGUUCUGGGCUUGAUGAGAUGCUGUAUUGUGUGUGUUGCUGUGAACCUUACCAUCAGUACUGUGUAAAAGACGAAUACAAUAUUCGACACAUUUCCCUCGAUGAAACAAACAUGAGUUUACUUGAGUUAACGACAACGACAAAUUUCGGCAAUAGCUCUCCCCAGCAGCAAGCUCUGAACAAAUUCAACUGGAUGUGUCCUCGUUGCACGGUAUGUUACACCUGUAAUAUGGCCACUGGUAGUAAAGUCAAAUGCCAAAAAUGCAACAAAAAUUAUCAUACAACCUGUCUGGGAACCAGCAAACGAUUACUUGGUGCUGAUCGGCCACUUAUUUGUGCCGCCUGCCUCAAGUGCAAAAGCUGUUCCACUACUAACGUUACAAAGUUCAUCGGAAAUCUACCCAUGUGCACGCCGUGCUUCCGGCUCCGCCAAAAAGGAAAUUUCUGUCCACUAUGUCAAAGAUGUUACGAAGAUAACGAUUUUGAUUUGAAAAUGAUGGAAUGUGGUGAUUGUCAGCGAUGGGUGCAUGCCAAAUGUGAAGGAUUGACAGACGAACAAUACAACAUGCUAUCGGCGCUACCGGAGAAUAUAGAAUUUAUUUGUAAAAAAUGUGGCAAAAAUAACGAUACGGCCAACGUUUGGAGAGAUGCUGUUGCUGCUGAAUUCAAAGCAGGACUACUAAGCGUUGUAAAAUCACUCAGUAAAAGCCGUCAAGCAUGUGCUCUGUUGAAGUUAAGUCCCCGCAAGAAAACGAGCAAUUGCUCUUGCUCAAUCAGCUCUGGAAAAAGUAUCACAUUCUUUGGAUUCACUGGGUCCAAAGAAGAAUCCGUGCCGAAGAAACCAAAAUUAGAAGAUGAGUCGAUCUAUGAUUUCAACAGCGAGAAUAGUAGCAGUAGUUCAAGUUUUCCACCUACCACAAAAUGUUACUGCUCUCUUAGGCCUGUGAAAUCUUCGGAAAUUAGUUUGGUAGACAUCAAGCACAAAAUCAAUGGAAAUGAAUAUUACUCACUACAAGAUUUCAAUUACGAUAUGAACAAUUUAAUCAGUUCGAUAGCUUCUGAUGAUCUUUCGACAGCUUACAAAGAAUUUCUGAGUGAAACAUUCCCAUGGUUCCAAAACGAAACCAAAGCUUGCACUGACGCGCUUGAAGAAGCUAUGUGUGGUGAAGAAAUGGGUGAAUACACCCAUUCAACGGCUAUCGAAUUGGAAACAGAUCAAAAAGUUCCCAGCAUUGACAUUCCACUGGAUGACAUCGAGGACUACUUUUACGAAGCACCAGAGUUGAAAGAUGUGCGAUCUUGUAUGUUCUGUAGAGCUCAAGGCGAAGGACUUCCGUUGCACGAGUCUAGAUUAUUGUACUGUGGUCAAAAUAAUUGGGCACACACAAACUGCGCACUUUGGUCUGCAGAAGUGUUUGAGGAAAUUGAUGGAUCGCUGCAAAACGUUCAUUCAGCCGCUUCCCGGGGACGUCUGAUCAAGUGCUGUCACUGUGGGUUGAAAGGUGCUACAGUAGGCUGCAACGUGAAAAACUGUGGAGAACACUAUCAUUUCCCAUGUGCCCGGCAGCUCGGUUGCAUUUUCAUGCAAGAUAAGACGGUGUAUUGUACGCAACAUGCUAGUGAUGCUAGCAAGAAAAAAUGUCAGGUGGAGAAAAGUUUUGAGAUCAAUAGGUCAGUUUACGUUGAGCUGGAUCGGCGAAAAAAGAAGUUCGUUGAACCGGGAAAAGUGCAAUUUAUGAUUGGUUCUCUUAUUGUCAAAAAGCUGGGCCACAUCGUUCCUAUGUUCAGUGAUCAUCAAGAUGUCAUAAUUCCUACAGAUUUCGAAUGUACACGUUUGUAUUGGAGCUCCAAAGAACCAUGGAAAAUUGUAGAGUAUAGAAUAAAAACAACAAUUCAAAACAACAAUUUCUGCAACGGUACAGAUUUUGGCAGAAACUUUACAGUCGAUCAUUCACUGAACAGUAAUUUAGUUCAGUGGGGUCUAACUCAGAUUUCAAAAUGGCAUAGUAGUAUAAACAGUGAUGAACAAGAUAUGGAAACUUCAUAUCCAACUGUAUUAUUGGGAGGAAAUAUUCAGAAGGAUAAACAAAUGCGUCAAAUAUUGGAGGGUACCGGUGACGAUACCAACGAUGAAGAACCACAGAACAAUAACGAUUUGCUUCCACAGGAAAUCAAAGAUGCAAUUUUCGAAGAUAUUCCUCACGACAUCUUGGACGGUAUCAGCAUGCUAGAUAUCCUUCCGAAAUUGAUGACUUAUGACGAUUUGAUCGCUAUGGAUUUGAAAAAUGAGAACAAUUUCAAUGCAGAAAUCCUUAAAGAAGUCGGCUCAGGAAGCAGUAGUAGCAAUAGUAGUAACUCAACUAAUGGUUCCAAAGACGACGACAUGGAAGUUGAUGAAGAUGACAUCAACGAUGCGAUCAUGAAAUGCUCAAGCGGCGAUUUCAGCAACGAUGGCUGGAUGAAAAGUAUUUCUGCACCGGGUAUCGAAGAUGCUCUUCUGAGUGCAAUUAAGCAACCAUCCACAAGCAGAGAGUUAAAGCGCAGUAAAUCUGACCUACUUUCAAGAGCCGUUGCGGGUGGACGUGUUGCGAAUCAACGAUCUAGCAGCUUCUCUUGGAGCUCAAAAAUCGAAUCAACCGCAGCUGUCGUGGCAAAGAGGAGAAAAAUUAGUAAACUUGCUGAUGUGUUGUCUCUAGGUCGUCUGAAGGAUGAAUCUACCGUUCAUGGUUUGGAACGUCGGAAAUCUCUUCCAAAUGAAGAAUUUUCCUGGAGUGCAGCUAAGAAACCAUCAUCUGAUACAAUCAGCGAAGGCGUAAGUGUGUUUGAAAAAUUAAAGAUAUCUCAAUUGGACGGUAUGGACGAUUUCUGCGGAGACGCCAGCGAAAUGAAAAUCUACUCAUCCAAUAUGAUGGAAGCUCCUGUGAAAUGUGAUCGUUGUCAAGCUACCUAUAGAAACCAAGAGUCGUAUCAGCGUCAUCUUAACUCAUGUGAAGUUCUAUCUACCAGUGAAAGUGAUUCGGAGACACGAUCACCGAGACUUUUGAGUCCGGAACAACAACAAGCACAAGUUGCUAGUCAGCUCAAUGCGGGGACAUUCAUACUACCGCAAACAUCGAGUGCAGGAUCCAUCACUACAGAUAUGUUUGGCCAAAUCAACCAGAAUCAUGCUAAUAUAUCAGUUAUUUCGGGACUCAACAAUCAAACCUUAAAUCUCAACAAUUUGAAUGGCCAAACAGUUCUUUCAAAUAUACCGGCCUCCAUGCCCAUCACAAUAAACCAGCUAUCUGGUAUACCGAUUCAAACAUCGACGGGUACUCAGCAGAUUCCUUUACAGGGUACAUUGUCAAAUAUUGGUGGUAAUAUGUUAAUUUCGAACUCUGGUCAAAUAUUUGCUCAACCAGUAAAUUUCCAACAGACAAUAGAAAAUCAACAAAGUUUUCUUCAAAACAAACAAAGAUUCCUUCAACCCACAACAUCGAAUCCGUUGGGACAAACCAUAUCCCUUUCCAAUAACAUGGUCAACAGUGCAUCGGGUUUGAAUGUACUACCACAACAUCAGCAACAGAUUAUUUCGAUUGGUCCGAAUGGACAGCCACAGAUUGUAACAGUUACUGCUCCGCAAACACAGCAGCAAGCCCAGCACCCAACAAUGAUUCAGCAAAAUACGCAAAAGAAACAACUGAUAUUUCCGAACCUCUCACCGAAGAAGCAAGUUAUGUCGAAAGUAUCCCAAUCGCCGCAACCCAUCAAAUCUAAAAAACCAACAUCCAAUAUGACUGCUUCCGGUAUUGGAAAAUCGUAUCAGAUUAAGAAGCAAGAACCUAUCGCUAUUCAACAAGCACCAGCACAACAACAAACCCAUACUAUACAAACUAUCGCUCAACCAGUGUCGACACAAACCCAACAACAGCAGCAAAUUCAACUCAUCAACGCAUCUUAUCCUUUGAUUCGACCUGCUAGUGCAGCAACGCCGCAACAAACGAACACUGCUACAACAAAUCCCAUUAUAUUCCAACAACCCACAAAUCAGCCAUUGAUUGUACAGCAGGUUGGCGGUAAUCAAAUAUCGUACGUAACCGAUCAGAAUCCAGUGCAGUAUUUAGCACCGACAAAUGUUCUCACCCAGAAUGGAUUUACAAUGACCACGGCCAGUGAUGCUGGAGCUCUUACCGCGGCUACCAAUAACAUCCUGAUCCCCAAUGGAACUGGAGGAUAUUCCAUGAUACCGGCUAGUGCUCUACAAUUGGCAACCCCGCAGCCACAAGUAAUUGGUACCAUCAUUCAACCGCAAGCCACGACUAUUCAGUGCGGAAUGAUGUCGACGGAACAAAUGGUCCUGGGCGCAGCGGCCACUCCUACCUUGGAAAUGGUCACUGAUCCUGCCUCCGGCUGUAUGUACUUAACAAGCCCCUCUGUGUACUACGGAUUGGAGACCAUUGUUCAAAAUACGGUAAUGUCAUCACAACAGUUUGUUUCUACAGCUAUGCAGGGAGUUUUGAGUCAAAACUCGAGUUUCUCCGCUACCACAACUCAGGUAUUUCAAGCGAGUAAAAUAGAACCAAUUGUUGAAGUUCCUACGGGAUACGUGGUGUUGAACAAUGAUGGAACAACUACCCAGCAGAGCCUGGCGCCAAUGCAAAUUCAAACUCCCGGUACUCUCAUUCAGUCAGCACAGAUUCAACAAUCCCCUACGCCAACUCCUGUAGCGCAAACAAUUCCUACUGCGGUGUCUGCGACUCAACCAUCAACGUCUAUGCAAGCAUGGAAGAUAGAACCACAAACAACUUUCGUGCAGCCUCAGACACAAUCCCAAACCACAAGCGUGAAUCCCAUUAGAACAACGCCAAGCAUUAAGGGAAUUGUGCCGAAAGCUCAGUCACAACUGGUCAAUAAGGUGAUGCCCAAUACUUUGAUAAAAAAUUCUUCGGAGUCGAUCAUCUCAUCGGUCGCUUCUCAGAAAAUGAACUACCAUGUGGUUAGCUCUUCUGGGAUGAUCUACACUACAGAUACAGCAUUAACAUCUACCACCACAAAGGUAGCAAAUGUGAUCAAACCGAUAACCAAAACAACCCAACUAAACAAUAAACCCAAGAUAGUUGCUAAGCCAGUGAAACAGAAACAACCGCUGAUGUCUCCGCCGCUUAAUACAUCAACGUCGUCACAAAUAACACACGGUCAACAGAUGCCAGCACAGCAGCCAUCGCUAGUAAAUUUACCCAUUGGGAACACCACGCAAUCUCAACUAGUACACAUCAAACCCAACAUAAAUGAUAAAACACUUCUCAACCAGCCAACAAACGUGGCGCUAGGCAAGGCCAAUAUUACUACGGUGAAAAAUGUUGCGGACUUAAACAAUAGUACAACUACUAAAUCAAUAUCUCUACUGAAGAAACCAUUUUCUCGCAACAACUUGGCACCACCUUUCCAAAAUAAUCUAUCACAGGCACAACAAUCCAUCCAAAUGAAUGCCCCACCAGGCUCAAAUUUCGUGAAUGUCGCUCAACAAAACGUGGGACAGAAGCCAUCAUUGCCGUUAUUGGACAGCAACAAGAAACCAUCACAAAUAACAGUAUCGUUAGCAACCAGCAGUACCGAUAUUACUCAAUGUAUUCCGUCAUCGAUCUCAGCGGCCACCACGUCGUCCAUAACUAUUACUCCAACCCAAACAGCAAGCAUCACACUACCAACCGCUCCAUAUCCUAUGCCUCUGUAUUCGAAUAUACCAACAAACGUUGUCAACCCAAUUCAGCAGUCGAUCGGCAACGUCAACAGUACCGCCUCGAAUAAUGGACCUGUACAAAGCCGCCCUACUAAUCGAGUGCUCCCCAUGCAAGCUUCUUCCAUAUUACCAAAAUCACCCGAGGUACCUCAAACACCACCACCACUCAAGUUACUAAACGCCUCACCGGACAAAAAAGAAGGAAUUAUUCCCAACAUUGUUUCCAGUCCAGAUUCUCCUACCAUCGAAAAAUUGUCGGUCCAAAAACUCGAAACGGAAGAAACACCAAAAGAAAAGCGUUUCCAAAUUGAAAUCAAACCAAUCGAUAUGAUCAACUCUAGUAUUGCAACUCCCCCGGUCAUUGAUGACUCGGAACCAAUAACAUCACCGAUUCAGCAAAAUUUUCAACAGCCAAUAGAGCCUACAUUCCAUCUAAAUCUCAAUUUGGACCAACAUGGAAUCAUCAUUCCUAUAACCACAGCCAGCCUAACAACGACCACCCAAUCAUGCUCGGCAACUUUAUCGGAAUUCGAAACAAAGUCACCGGAAAUUUCAUCGGUUCCCUUAACCACGUGCUACUCGAUCAACCAAAACGAAGUCAACGAAAUGCUUGUCGAUGAUUCUCUAGACGUUGCCAGUGUGGACUCGCCUAGUCUCAAUGAUGAAUCCGAAUCACCGGAAAUUAAGAACAAAAUAUCCGAAAUCCUCGAUAAUCUCGAGCAGCAGACGAACGAGGAUGAUGCAUUCAAUGAGUGCAAAAGGUCUAGCAGUUCCACAUUGUUGCCGAAAAUUGAGGAAGAAUCGGUUCUUGAAAUCACGACCACCGUGAAACAGGAAGCAGAGAAAAAGCUUAUGGAAGAACUGAAUCUAGAACUCAGUGCCAGUGCUAAUGUUUCACCCGAACAUUCGACCCAAGCGAAUAUUGAAAUGAUUGUUCCAAUCUUCAAAGUUGAAUCCAAGAAUAACAAUGAAUUCGACACGGACCAAAAGGAAAACAUGGAUCCUAUCUGCAAUGUGCCCAGUCCUAUUGCCAGCACUAGCUCCAGCCACUUGAAUGCUCACGAAAUUCAACCGGAAGCUAAAAUCAAACUAAUUCAACCGACAAUUCAAAAGCCGCCCAAAAGCAAUAGCCCCAAGCUUCUAUACGAAAUCCAGUCACAGGAUGGUUUCACAUACAAAUCGACCUCCAUCACCGAAAUCUGGAACAAGUUGUUUGAAGCAGUUCAAAUAGCCCGCAAAGCUCACGGAUUGCAACCACUCCCGGAAGGUCAACUCGAAGAAAUGGCCGGAAUCCAAAUGCUCGGCCUCAAAACGAACGCCAUUCGCUAUCUGCUGGAACAGCUUCCGGGUGUGGAAAAAUGUUCCCAAUACAAACCCCAGUAUCACAAGAAACCAACAACCAGUCUCGACGAACUCACCUCGUCCAUCUACGCAGACUAUUUCGAUGACAUCAAGGAAAAUGCGUACGGUUCCGCCAGGUGUGAGCCAUACAGCUCUCGUUCCGAGUACGAUAUGUUCAGCUGGCUGGCGUCGCGCCAUCGGAAACAGCCCCCUAUGCCAGUGGUGACCCAAAACACCGACGACACCGUUAUUCCAAGACGUGGCAGCGGAAGCAAUCUCCCGAUGGCGAUGCGUUAUCGCACCCUUAAGGAAACUUCGAAGGAGUCGGUUGGAGUUUACCGUUCGCACAUUCACGGUCGAGGUUUGUUCUGUAAUCGAGAUAUUGAAGCCGGUGAGAUGGUAAUCGAAUAUGCCGGUGAGCUGAUUCGAUCGACACUGACCGACAAGCGAGAACGGUACUAUGACAGUCGUGGCAUCGGCUGUUACAUGUUCAAAAUCGACGAGAAUUUCGUUGUCGAUGCGACCAUGCGUGGUAAUGCUGCUCGGUUCAUCAACCACUCGUGUGAGCCGAACUGCUACUCCAAGGUCGUCGAUAUCCUGGGACAUAAACACAUCAUCAUUUUUGCUCUCCGUCGGAUUGUUCAGGGCGAAGAGUUGACGUACGAUUACAAGUUCCCGUUUGAAGAUGUGAAGAUUCCCUGUUCGUGUGGUUCAAAGAAAUGCCGCAAAUAUCUAAACUAAUAACAUAGUCAGUAGAUGGUGGAUUUCGCAUCAUAAGCAAUAGCUCUAGAGCUACCUACUACAGCGUUUGAUACAGGAUGGAUAACUGAAUAAUAUUGGGUCUUUGAAAUGUUAUGGUGCUGCGAAAAUACAAAAAUUAAGUAUGUACAUAGAAAAUGUACGGGUGAUAAACAGAUCAUCACAGGAAGAACGCAACUAUAGAGCGCCAAGCAAAAAGUUGACUCAUCUCCCGAGUUUCUUAUUCGCGAAGUUACUACGUACACACAUUUCAUAAAAUUAAGCAUAAAGUUUAUUCAAGUGGUGUAUCAAAGUAUAAUCAAUACGACAAACUAUUUUACCCAAACAUGUGACAAAGAAAACAAAAAGUUAUGUAACUGUAGUUGUGCUUCGGGAAACCAAAAAGUAGAAAUUUUACUACAUAUAUUUCAAACUCAACAAUUUACAAUCACUCUAUCUGAUUAAUGUUUUAAAAAAAAACUAUGAAUAGCCAUUUCAAAAUACAAAGUGUUAAAAUCAUCUUAUCGUGAAAUAAUAACAAAAAUCUCGCGAAACACGACUUUAAACUGUUCAAUGUCUCCAAAUUUGGAGUUUUAAAUGGAAAAAAAACCUUUGUCUGAGAUGAUAUACUUUUCCUUUUACCGUAGUUAAAAACACUUGAAUGUACAAAUAUUAAUAUUCUCUUUACACUCUCACACAAAGACAACAAUACAAACACAAUUUUUUGAUAGCUCGGCAUUUGUCGAUGGCAUGUUUGAACUGCAGCAGAAUUUUACUCGUGGAUAUUAAUCAUUGAACGCAUUGUUUAAACGGUAAAACCAUCUGGAUGCUGAGCUUUGAAGCUUUCGUCGAUGCAUUGCACACUCGAUAUUGUCGCAAGAUUUUCAAGGUUGUAUUGCUGUUUUAAAAAUGCAUUUUAUCUAUUCAACUUCAAGAAGUACUGAAUGUAAAAUUUUGUGAAAAAAAAAUCUACUUUUAGAAAUUGUACAUAUUAGGGGUAGGUCGUAGUUUUAAGUCCACGCACGAUUACAUAUACGCUUUUAUUUGUUCGGGCAUAAGUUCCAGGCAGAUAUCAUCCUGUUAAAUAUAAUUUAUUUCUUUUUAAUCUAUAGCGUGUACAAAGUUUUCUUACAAUAUCAAACUUCAGUCAGGGGGCAUGCUGCAAGCAACCCCCCGCAUCCGAUUGUUUAUCUUUACCCUACGCUGAGUAUCUUCAGCUGAUGUUAUCUUGCCAUUUUUUGUGUAUACAAUAGUUGUUUUAUUUGAAGGUAUUUCUCUCGUAAAUUGUAACAAAACAUAAAAUGUUUGCAAAGAAUAAGUCAUGCGCCAAGUUCGAAAUAAACUAUUUUGCUAAUUAUUUAUUGUAUGUAGUAUCCUAAACCAUCGUUUGUGCUAUGCAGUGCAGUAGUCGUUAUAUGUUGCAAAAUUGUAGCUAAUAUGAUCAUUGUAACAUUGAGAAAAUCAAAAGAAAUGUAUUGGCUAUUCAUACCGGAAUUUUCUCCGAUCAGUAUGAUGGAGCAUGUGUGGUGACGCGAAAACAAAUGUGAUACUAACGAAAACAUAAUUUGAUUUAACUUAAACUUACCAUUAGAAUAUAUUCAGCUAUAUACUUAGACACGAAAAAAACAUUAAAAAGUGAGGAAAUAUUACAGGACGGCUGCUCUUACGAACGUGUGAUGUAAAAAAAUGCUCCUGGUAAUGAACAAUUUUAAGUAAAGUAGUUGAUAAAAUAGCUAUUAAACAGGUAUAUACCUAUCAACAAACAAAACUAUUGGUUCUGUCUUUUGCGGGGCUGGCCCGCUCAAACUGCAGCUGCACAAUAGAAAACAGCAUGAAACAAGUACACGUAAAAACUAUAACUUAAAUGAUAACUACAAGUAAAUAAAAUAGCAGAAACAUUGAUUGUGACUAUUUCAACUUUGUCAAAACUAAUAUGAAAACCCCUUCUACUACAGAAAUACUACUUAGCAUUGUAGUCUGCAGCCUAUUAAGUUUAGUUUUUAACUCACAUGAAGUAUUAUGUUAAAUUGAACGAUUUAAACUAAAACAAAAAAAUAAAGCGUAUUUGAAAUUUGAA
Uranotaenia lowii is the source of this 13192-nucleotide messenger RNA. RefSeq names its product histone-lysine N-methyltransferase trithorax (gene trx). The annotation marks the transcript as partial. The record is from RefSeq and is a predicted model, not a curated record. NCBI's taxonomy places the organism in Eukaryota, Metazoa, Arthropoda, Insecta, Diptera, Culicidae. Gene Ontology annotation, biological process: positive regulation of DNA-templated transcription. Gene Ontology annotation, cellular component: histone methyltransferase complex; nucleus. The transcript is spliced from 5 exons. Gene Ontology annotation, molecular function: zinc ion binding; protein binding; DNA-binding transcription factor activity.